Lachnellula hyalina is the source of this 324-nucleotide messenger RNA. RefSeq names its product Cytochrome c (gene CYC). Gene Ontology annotation, molecular function: electron transfer activity; heme binding. Lineage: Eukaryota; Fungi; Ascomycota; Leotiomycetes; Helotiales; Lachnaceae. The coding region runs from base 1 to 324 and encodes 107 amino acids. Gene Ontology annotation, cellular component: mitochondrial intermembrane space. The transcript has 3 exons. Gene Ontology annotation, biological process: mitochondrial electron transport, ubiquinol to cytochrome c; mitochondrial electron transport, cytochrome c to oxygen. The record is from RefSeq and is a predicted model, not a curated record.
AUGCUGCGAAUAGGAGACGCAAAGAAGGGUGCCAACCUCUUCAAGACCCGAUGCGCACAAUGCCACACCCUGGGUGAGGGCGAGGGAAACAAGAUCGGUCCCAACUUGCACGGGCUGUUCGGCCGUCACACUGGUCAAGUCGAGGGCUUCUCCUACACAGAUGCCAACAAGGCGAAGGGUAUUGAGUGGAACAACGACACAUUGUUCGAGUACCUCGAGAACCCCAAGAAAUAUAUUCCAGGAACGAAGAUGGCAUUCGGUGGACUCAAGAAGGAGAAGGACAGGAACGAUUUGAUCACUUUCCUUGCCCAGGAGACCAAAUAG